CCGGAACAACACCACUGACCGACUACGUCACGGCGUCCGCUAUCGAUCCACCACCCGCGCACCACUCGCUCUGAAUCAUAGUGGGAUGUAACAUGCACAUCACGGCGGGCCUCUCACCGGCAUCCGGCGAAAUGCUGGACUUCUCUGGACAGUACUUCGCGCUCGACCACGCUGUCCCAGAGUCAUCCCACACCGUCGAAAUUGAAUAUGUGUACGAGCAGCCGCAUAUGUACGCGCAGAAUGAGGGGUCUGACACUCCGGUGCCGAAGAAGGUGCGCCCGAAGAGAGUCCGCGAAGAACCAGAGACCGACCUGACCAAUCUGAACUGGCUACAGAAUAUAACCAACAUCAUGUCCAUCCCGCAGUUCCCCAUAUCGCCCGUGUCUCCGAACCCGCAGAUGAAAUCGCAAACGCAAAGCACAAGGCUAGAGAAAUUCAACCAGACGAUAGCCAAAUGUCAGGAGGAUUUCAUGGAGAACAGAGAGCAGUACAAGACGAAAAGCGAUAAGAAGCCUCCGUACUCGUACAGUACCUUGAUAUGCAUGGCCAUGAGGUACAACAACGACAAGAUGACGUUAUCAGCUAUUUAUUCCUGGAUAAAAGACAAUUUUAAAUACUACAGGAACGCCGAUCCAACGUGGCAGAACUCCAUACGGCAUAAUCUGUCGUUAAACAAAGUAUUCGUAAAGGUGGCGCGAUCGAAGCAGGAACCAGGUAAAGGUGGUUUUUGGAAGCUAGACCUCGCCCAUUUAGAGGGCACGAAACGUAUAUCAAACCGACACAAGAAGAAGAAAACUGACCCGAAAGUCGAUCCAAAGAUAACAGAAGAUAAAACAGCGGUAGCUAAUAUACCCCAAAUUGAUAGUCAAAUGAUAGCAAGCAUCGCCAGCGAUAUCGGCCAGGCUGUGACUCUGCACUUACCUGAGCUGUCUUUACCCAUCCCUGGCAUGGACGUGGAGACGAAUAUCGGGGCAAAUGUUAUAGUGGAACCAGUUGUACCUCCUCCCUUGAUACCUGAUGAUGAUUUGUCAUCUUUGCUCCUGAAUCCCACUGAGUGGGACGACCUACAGUUGGAUAUGUUAGAUAACUAUUUGGAUCCGUGUUUCAAGUAAGUGCUUGGAAGGUUUUUGUGACAAUUAAUG
Messenger RNA from Zerene cesonia (dogface butterfly), 1142 nucleotides. Its product is annotated as forkhead box protein J1-A-like. Bases 93 to 1112 code for a protein of 339 amino acids. NCBI's taxonomy places the organism in Eukaryota, Metazoa, Arthropoda, Insecta, Lepidoptera, Pieridae. Gene Ontology annotation, biological process: regulation of transcription by RNA polymerase II. Gene Ontology annotation, molecular function: RNA polymerase II cis-regulatory region sequence-specific DNA binding; DNA-binding transcription factor activity, RNA polymerase II-specific. The record is from RefSeq and is a predicted model, not a curated record. The transcript has 2 exons.